Messenger RNA from Acipenser ruthenus (sterlet), 6404 nucleotides. RefSeq names its product E3 ubiquitin-protein ligase NEURL1-like. Gene Ontology annotation, cellular component: postsynaptic density; plasma membrane. The transcript has 6 exons. Gene Ontology annotation, biological process: negative regulation of Notch signaling pathway; nervous system development. The coding region runs from base 540 to 2237 and encodes 565 amino acids. Gene Ontology annotation, molecular function: ubiquitin protein ligase activity. Lineage: Eukaryota; Metazoa; Chordata; Actinopteri; Acipenseriformes; Acipenseridae. The record is from RefSeq and is a predicted model, not a curated record.
GGUACUUGAAGAUGUAACAGCUGCUCAAGAAAGUGAGUUAGUUAAGCAAAGCAAGCAGUUUUAGAUGUUAUCCCUGCACUGGAUAGUUGUGUGUGCAAGAACAUAAUCAUAAUUGCAAAAAUAAAAUAAAAUAAACAAGGCAAAUAAAAAAUAAAUGUCACACUGAGUGGCAGCAUAAAUUUGGUUUAGGUGUUUAAAAUGCAAUUAGAAAAUACAUAAGCGAGAAAAUAAAGUGAGUCUGCGGUGUGUGCUGCUGUGUUUGCAUGCACUGAAAAAAAACAGAGCAUAUGUAAUAGUUUAGUUUUUUCGUCAUUUAGAACACUGAUGCUCGAACAGGUUGUGAUAAAGUUCGAGGGGAGGUUAUCUGGAAUAGACACAGGGACGAGAAAGAGAAAAAGGACCUGCCAGAGAACAGCACUGAUAUAAUUACGAAAUCAGGGAUUAGGAGCGAACAGAACCAAAGCGCAAGUCUGCGAGCGAGGAGAAUACGAGCAGCUGUCUAAGGAGAUCGAGCAUCUGAAACAUCUUCCAGUGAAGUCAUGGGCAACAGCGUCUCGAGCAUCCCGACUUUGCAAAGAGGGCACCAGAACAGAUUCCACAGGCUAUCGAAUCAGCAGAAAGAUUCCCUUGGUGGGUCAUUCCCAGCCACCUCACACCGAUGUCAUCACAAGCCCAAGCGCUGCCCGCCCAUCCAGCAGCGCGGGGGGUUCCCUGUCAGCCCUCUGCUCUUCCACCCCAAUGCCAAGGGCUCGCAGAUCACCAUGGACCUGUCCCUGAAGACUGUCAAGAGGCAGGCAAGCUUCUGUAAUGCCAUCACCUUCAGCAACCGACCCGUGGUGCUUUAUGAGCAGGUCAGACUCAAGAUCACCAAGAAGCAGUGCUGCUGGAGCGGGGCAUUGCGACUGGGAUUCACUGCCAAGGACCCAUCUCGGAUUAACCCGGACACUCUUCCUAAGUACGCCUGCCCAGACCUGGUGUCCCAGAGUGGCUUCUGGGCCAAGGCCCUGCCUGAGGAGUUUGCCAACGAGGGCAAUGUCAUCGCCUUCUGGGUGGACAAGAAGGGCCGGGUUUUCUACGGGGUCAACGACUCCAGUCCCAUGCUCUUCUUCAGUGGAGUCCGGACCACCGAUCCACUCUGGGCGCUAAUAGAUGUAUAUGGGCUGACUCGAGGGGUGCAGCUGCUUGACAGUGAGAUUGUGCCCCCUCACUGCCUGCGCCCCAGGUCCUUUACUGCUGUGAGGAGACCCUCGCUGCGCAGAGACACAGACGAUGCUCGUCUCUCGGUCAGCCUCUGUGACCUCAACCUGCAAGAGGAAAACCUCCAUCUCAUCUCAGCUGCGUGCCCCAUUCCACAGAACUCUCUGAACUCCCAGCAGUCCCACCUGCUGCCCUCCCACCUGGACAGUGACUUGCACUUCCACCAGCUGAGGGGGGCGCACAUCAAGACGCUGGACGAGCAGACGGUGGGCCGUUCCGAGCACGCACGCGAGGAGAGGACUUUGGUGUUCACCAACCGGCCCCUCCGAAUCGGGGAGACAAUUUUCAUCAAGAUCAACAAGUCCAACACCGGCCGCUCAGGCUCCCUGUCUUAUGGAGUGACCUCCUGUGAUCCCAGCGUGCUGCGGCCCAGCGACCUGCCCUACAACCCGGAGUCCCUGGUGGACCGCAAGGAGUUCUGGGCAGUGUGCAGGGUGCCCACUCCCCUCCAGAGUGGGGACAUCCUGGGCUUUUUGGUCAACCAGGAAGGUGAACUUCUUUUAAGCCACAACGGCAUGAAUGCUGGGAUGCAGGUCUGUGUGGAUAACUCCCGCCCGCUGUGGAUGUUCUUUGGGCUGCAUGGGGCAUUGGCACAGCUAAGAAUUUUGGGCUCCACCCAUCUGCCAGAACCCCGUGGCCUCACAGCUCCCAGCUCUCCCGUCUCCACCCCCAACACUCCCACAGUCCUCUGCAACGGGGGCUCUGACCCCACACUCCACGCCAGCAGCUCUGCCGGGGGUACAACCCCGAGUUCUCCCGUCAGCUUACCCGAGUCCCCCACCUUCCCUGCAGCCUGUGGUUCUUGGAGUGACGAGUGUACCAUCUGCUAUGAGAACAUGGUGGACACUGUGAUCUACGCAUGCGGGCACAUGUGUCUGUGCUACACCUGUGGCCUGAAACUGAAGAAAAUGACCAACGCAUGCUGCCCGAUAUGUAGAAGAACCAUCAAAGACAUAAUAAAAACCUACCGCAGCACGUAAACACAGGGAUCCCAUCUUUACCGUGGAAAUGGGGAGCUCUUUUGUAAGGGAACAUUAAUCUGGUGCACAAUAGCCCCACUUUGAAAAGCGAUUCAGUCUUGUUAACAUCAUCUCUAGGUUCAAAAAGUCCACGAUUUGAAGGUUUUUUCACAAACGUAUUUUUCCAAUUGUUUUUAUACUACCAGGGAGAACUGCCAUCCUAACAACAGCUUGGGUACUGGGGCGCCCAGGUUGUUUAAAGAGACUAAAAAUAAAAAGACACAUGUUUGAUGGUUCAGAAGCUGCCUUUUGCAUUGGAGGCAGCUUGGUCCAAUGAAACUGAAGUUCAAGUGACGGAGCAAAAGAAAAGCGACUUGUUUGUCAAACAGGCCCCUCAAUGGUUAGAGAAAUCACGUUGAGAAAAGCUGGUAGUCCAAUUGGGCUUCCCAUCAACUUGAAGUACUGCAACUUUAACACAACUUUUGUCUGUGCGCAGUCUGGGUGGCACCCCAACCGAAGCAGAUAUAAAGCUGACCUGCGUAUUUGCAAUUGCAGGAAGUGUAACACAAUGCAUGCGCAUGGGGUAAACUAGCCAUAAAGUCCUGCAGAUGAUUCAUACUCAACGUUAACAUUUCCACAGCACAAAUACAAACAACUGAGGCAUCUUUCUAGUGCCACCCAUGCAUUGAAUGUGGCAACACUGUUUUCAUGAAGGUGGCAUUGCAUGUCACAAGACAGAGUUACAUUGGUAGAGGAAGUACAGCUGUCAAACCUUAAAUGGAUACUAGCAAGGCUGUAUAUGCACAUAUAUUGCAUUUGACCCAUCAAAAAGACUGGACACUGUAAUGAUUUGGCCCCAGACCCCGUAUUCUGUCCUAGAGGGUGCAGGUAGUUGUGAUGCAGUAUAAGAGGUGAGUAACGAAGCCCUUUGUGACAGACACGUAAAUAAGGGUGGAGUGAAGGAUUUAUUGAUCAGUUUGGUUAGAAAUGAUAGGUCCUGUGUUCUGUCUCUGGAACCGUUCAUAUACUGUACACCAUGUAUCACAGGGUUCCACAUAUAUUGGACCACAUUGAAAAAAAGUUAUUUUUAAUGUAUUAUAGCCAGUAAACAAAAUAUUCCAAAGAAAAGGUCACCUCAAUAAUUACUAUUAUUUGUUUAUUUAGCAGAUGCCUUUAUCCAAGGCGACUUACAGAGACUAGGGUGUGUGAACUAUGCAUCAGCUGCAGAGUCACUUACAACUACGUCUCACUCGAAAGACGGAGCACAAGUGACUUGCUCAGGGUCACACAAUGAGUCAGUGGCUGAGGUGGGAUUUGAACCGGGGACCUCCUGGUUACAAGCCCUUUUCUUUAACCACUGGAUCACACAGCCUCCUAUAAUAAUCUAUCGGACACCUUUCUGUACAAUUAAGACCGACAUUGAUUAUAGGCAUCAUGCAAGGAAAAUGAACCCCUUUGUGGCUGUAUUUUACAAAGCCUGGGCCUUUGCAUUGACCUCAGAUCCAAUAUGGGUGGUUCCCACAGGAGUGAGACAGAACGUUUUGAGAUAUUGAUUUCAGUUUUAGUACAAAGCUGUAAUCUAGAGUUUGCUCAGUCAAGUUACAUUACUGGUGUAUAAAUGAAUGGGUUCAUUGCCACAUCAUUUCUUAUGUCUGGCCAUAUCAAUGAUACAGACCACAGAGUUCGUCUUCAUAUUUGGUACAACAUUGCCUUUUAUGAUUAGUUUUGAAAGUGGUCAUUGUCCAUUCAAACAUUCAAAAACCUAAAAGGUAAAGACAGUGUCGACCCAGGGGACUUUUUUGACCUGAAAAAAGAAACAAGGACCAGGGGUCACAAAUAGAGAUUAGAUAAAGGGGCAUUCAGAACAGAAAAUAGGAGGCACUUUUUUACACAGAGAAUUGUGAGGGUCUGGAACCAACUCCCCAGUAAUGUUGUUGAAGCUGACACCCUGGGAUCCUUCAAGAAGCUGCUUGAUGAGAUUCUGGGAUCAACAAGCUACUAACAACCAAACGAGCAAGAUGGGCUGAAUGGCCUCCUCUCGUUUGUAAACUUUCUUAUGUUCUUAUGUUCUUAUUACAGAUCUAUUUGGCAUAAUAUUUUUGUUACUCCAGUCUCAGAAAACAUUUGAGAUUUAGAGUUCAUAUUAAAUAUCUAAUACAAAUGUGGCAAUGACCUUGGGCUUGACCUCUGACCGCCCCCGGAGGAUAAUUCAGUUCAGGGCAGUAUUAUAUGAUUCAAUAUGGAAACUGUAAGUAAUGUAAAAAGAAUAAUGAAAGAUUAACACAAGUAUUUAGCAAAAUCAAGUGAGCCAGGAAUGUACAGUACUUUGCAGUGUUUUAAAAGGAAAUUCCAUGAAAGAACCUGUAAAAAAAAAGGCUGUGUUUUAUUCCCACAAACUCAGUUCACUUUUGUGUUGUGCUAAUAACUGGUUAAUGUACAGCACAGCAGUUUUAAAAAAUAUUAGUAUUUGUGUAAAAAAAGAAUGUGGCAUUCUAUAUUUUAGGGCACUCGUAGCUAUCCACAGGUGACAGCAUUGGCCUGUUUUUUUUUGUUUUUGUUUUUUUUUACUUUCUGUCAACAGAGAACUCCUGUAGACAGAACUGCAUUCGUUUUCAGUGUGUAUAUGUGGCGGUUGUUAAAAUAUUGAUUUUAAAUCAUCAUAGGUUUAUAAUUAUAACACAGUUUAAUAUUGGAGACUCAAUUAUUUAUUGUGAUUUCAUUUUUUUAAUUCUAAAUCAGUUUUUGCUUUUAAGCAGCAGCAGCAGCAACUGUAGGUUCUGUAAAAGUGUCUGUUUUCAUGUUUGUGUAUUAUUUGUAAAGGUUUAGUUAGACUAUCGUGUUAUAACAGUAUAUUACUGUUUUAUAAAGCUGUAAAAAAAAUCUAAUCAUCUCAUACCCCCUUUUACAAAACUGAAACUGUGGUCUUUUGCUUUAAGAUUGUAAAGAGGGGAGCUAUUUUUUUAUAUAAAUAUUGUGCCUUUGGGCAAGUUUUUUUCUUUUUAGCUUUGAUUGGUGCAGGACGUGUUCUAGAACAUUCUAGAAUCUACUGAAAAUGAUGUUGGAAACACUGGGACUCGUCAUUCCAUUUGCAGUCACUUCAAAAAAAUGAACAACCUGGUUAAGUAGAAAACAAGUUUCCAAUAUUUUUCUUUUAACUAUAGUCUUUUUAUGUUGUCUCCAGUGUAUAUUCCAGUCAACAUGAAUUAAAGGCUUACCAGUGUUUGUAUUUUUAUUUUUUUAAUUAUUAGCUGCAAAGAAGCUUUACAUGUCACUUUCGUGCCCAAAGGCACUGUAUGAAGCCCUUAUUUUUAUAAUAUAGCGUUUGCGUUACAAAGGAAUAUUCCACACAGCAUUUCUGAGGCAGCCUGAGUACUGUGUUACUGAAGCAAAGUAACCCAGCUUUCCACCCCCAAAAAAGGGGAGAGGGUUCCUUUGAGCAAUGCCACUGGGGUUGUGCAAUGUAACACUGAGGUCCCCUAGCAUGUACACGGUUAGUGCUUAGUAACUACAGUAUAUCAGGUUCAGUUUCCUUCCUGGUGAGAAAUGGAUAAAAUUUGUAAUUGGUUCACUAACGUGCACAUUUUAUGAAAAUAUGCUAAGAAAUUACCAGGAAGCCACUGCAGUGAUGCAUAACAAAUACAGAAUACAGAUUUUUAACAGUCUAUUCUUUGUUUAUGUUGUAUUUUGGCGUUUCUGAAACCUGUUCCAUUUAAAGAAGUGACAUUUUUAUUCAGCUUUUAUGAAUGUUUUAUAGGAAACAAAUGGAUAUUGUACUCUUGUAAGAAAGAAUCCUGUGAUAUAUAAAAGUUGUUGUAACACUUGUUGAAAGCGUUGUGAGCUUGACAAUCUCCUCUGAGCACCUAACUUUCUAACAGCGUUGUGAUGUCCUGCACAGCGGUUUAACUCGUGCUAAUUGUGCACUCAACCACUAAAAAGGAACAGUGGGACCAAAAUAGGAUCAAGCCACCACUGAAGCUGGAGAUUCAGAUUUGUAUUGUUCUUUUAAAGAUUUUUAAAUCAGGGGAAAUCAAGGCAUUCUUUUCUCCAGUGUCUCUUACAUUUCAAAAUACAGUUCAGGUGUGUUUUAAUUUAUUAUCAGUUUUCAAUGCUCUGUUUGUAGAUGUUCUGUUCGCUGUGUGAGUCAAAUGAUUGUGGGGCUUUCAAUAAAGUUUUCAAACGUGUUUCAAA